This is a messenger RNA of Lodderomyces theae, 2490 nucleotides long. RefSeq lists its product as uncharacterized. The transcript has a single exon. Bases 1 to 2490 code for a protein of 829 amino acids. Lineage: Eukaryota; Fungi; Ascomycota; Pichiomycetes; Serinales; Debaryomycetaceae. The record is from RefSeq and is a predicted model, not a curated record.
AUGAAGACUUUUUUCCAUCCACGACGAAUAGUUGUUAAAGUUUUUCUACUAACAACUAUUGCAUACACCAUACUUGUCACAUUGAAUCUGAUUCUUGCCAAACCAGAUCUACAUCAAUACCGCAAACUACUUUAUCAACAAUUUACUCACAAAUAUAAUCAAUUGUAUUACAACUUUCUUGCAUCUAAUUACGACUUGAACAAUAAUGACGAUUUUAACAGACAUUUGGCAGUAAUACGAAAAGAUGCUGUUGAAGAAGAUAGAGGAAAUAAUGAACUAUGGAUGUUGAAUGAGGAGAUUACCGAACAUUUACCAUUGACAAUGCCUAUACCUUCAGCAUACUACUCCAACUACAAAAAGACGCGAGAAAAUUCAGACAAGUCAUCACGGGAAGAAUCAGGCACUGUCACUUCUGCUCCACUUUCUCCAUUUGUGCCAAAAUUUGACCCUAGGCUUACUCUCGGCGCUUACUAUCAGUACAUUGCAAGAACAGCAACACACACAGGGCCGUCAAACUCCGAAAACUUGGCAUUGCCUUUCCACUGGUCUGAUUGGGUUGAUUUGUCCAUUCUUGAAAAAUAUGUCAUAGCAGAAAACAACGAAAAUGACAACAACAAUAACGACGACCAACAGACAGACUUGUGCGCAGCAUUGUUUGACAUUUCCAAUAGAACUGAACUUAUUGAGGGCUCGGAACUUCGGAUGGUUGAGGAAUACUGUCAGUCCAUUUCCGACGACGACUCAAUGUCAUCGUCACUUGUGCAUCCUCAAUUGGGGUUCAAAAUAACCGACCAACCGGGUCCACAAACCAUACCCAAUCGUGAAGUCAUUAGUCGUGCUUAUUUGUUUGCAACAGCUCCAUCACCCAAAAAGUUGAUAUUUUUAACAACUAAUGGAUCGUAUCAGGUUGAUGUAUCAAAUCCUCAUGAAAACAACUUUAACAACUCGUUGCUCCACAAUGGCAUAAUUGAUUCAUUACCGAUAGACACGUUAAAUGUUGUAGAAGACUACAAAUACUUGCAAACACACAAACCACAACUGCAUCAACAACCACAACAACAACAACAACAAGCAAAGGAUACCAAAGAAGUUGAUGGCACAUCCUCAUCCUCAUCUCCACCUCACUUCUUUUCCUCCUACUCCUCCUCCUCCUCCUUUUUCUCCUUCUCCUCCGUCCCUUCUCGCCACGAACUACAUAUCCCAAAAUCGGCAUUUCGCAAUGAUCCCGAAUCAGUCAUCGAUUCCAUGAAACGCAAACAACAACAAACCCAACUAUCCCUAAUGGAAAAAGACUAUCUCGACUCAAUAUCAUUUAGUCAUCAUUGCCAAGACCCACCCAAGUACUUUUACGAAGCCAAAUUACUUAAAUCCACUCCUGACGAUUGGCAAGGUGAGCAUUACGACUGGCGGUUUUUCCAAGGAAUAACAUUGGACUUGCCGGAAAACUCCAUCAUCUUGCAUCGAUUAAUCAAAAACUAUCUCAAUUUUGCACGCAUUCAUGGCAUAACCACCUGGAUAGCGCAUGGAUCCUUACUCGCCUGGUAUUGGAACGGAGUUGCAUUCCCCUGGGAUGGUGAUGUCGAUGUCCAAGUGCCCGUUUCAGAAUUGUACAAAUUGGGCCAGUAUUACAACCAAACUUUGGUUGUUGAGAAUGCCGCUGAUUCGAGUGGGAAAUUUGAUGGAAUGGGGCGGUACUUUGUUGAUAUUGGAUCGAGCAUCACCCAUCGUACUAGAGGUAAUGGGAACAAUGCAAUUGAUGGGAGGUUUAUUGAUGUUGAUACCGGGUUGUAUAUUGAUAUUACUGGAUUGGCAUUGACGGAUGCGCCAUCGCCCGAUAGAUAUGAGUUGAUUGUUCCGUUGUUGGAUAAGGAGAAGCAAGCCAUUUUGGCGACUGCCAAUGGCAGAAGCGAAGGUGGGAAAGUUGUUAAAGAUUUUUCGGUAAUUAAUCGUGAACUUGAGUUGUUCAAUUGUCGAAAUAAUCAUUUCACUUCGUACCAAGAACUAUCACCAUUGAUUACAUCCAUUUCGGAAAAUCAGCUCGCUUACAUUCCUAAAAACUUCAUGAUGAUUCUUCAAGAUGAAUACAAUUUGAAUGCAUUAUCACGAAAACAACAUCGGCUGUUUACGUUCUUGAACAAUUUACGACUUUGGUUCAAUACAAAAUCCAUUAAGAAAUAUGCGCAUAUGGAGAAUGUCGAUGCAGAGGGGUACGAUUUCAAGUCGUUGCAAAUACUAAAUUCAUUGACCCCACAGGAUCAUUUGAACUUGUUGGGUCAAGAGAAUACAUUGUUGCAAGAAUGGGAGUUGACCAAGAAUUUCACAAAGUUGCAUCACGAUGAAUUGAAGAUGAUUUACGAGGGCAAGAUUGACCAAGCUGGUGAAUUGAUUGAACGUAAUUUGGUCAGGGCGGAAAGUGGCGGUCUUGUGGGUAAGGCUUUGAGAGCUGAUUACUUUAUGCAUAAAUUGAUGACUAGUGGGGAGAUCCAUUAG